Messenger RNA from Eremothecium gossypii ATCC 10895, 936 nucleotides. It is a transcript of the gene LDB16, whose product is annotated as Ldb16p. The coding region runs from base 1 to 936 and encodes 311 amino acids. The record is from RefSeq and is marked provisional. NCBI's taxonomy places the organism in Eukaryota, Fungi, Ascomycota, Saccharomycetes, Saccharomycetales, Saccharomycetaceae. The transcript has a single exon.
AUGGGUAAGCUGGACUGUCAGAGAAACUGGUAUCAGCAGCUAAUAAGAAGAGCUAUGAGUAAUGAUGGCACAACCCCGCUGUCCCAUGUGUCCGCCCUCACAGAUUCAGUUGGUUGGGCAAUCCAUGAAAGGUUCAAACCAGUGACAAUGGUAAUAUGGCUUGUUCACUCAGUCUUCUUCCAGCCAAUCUACACGACGGUGAACUUGCUCCUCUGGCAGCCCAUGUUAACGUUACAGAGGGCCAUCUGGAAACUGGCAUUACUUCCAGCUAAUCUGCUGUUGAAGAUAUUCCUACGGACUUCAGUAGAAGAGCUAGCAGUUGGUACAGACUUCCGGGGAGCGCUGACUAUCGCAAAGGUAUGCAUUCAGUACGUGAUAGCAACCGCUGUCGUGGGGUCCUUCCUCGGUAUAACGACAGGAGUCGUUCUAGGGAGUAUACACCGAAUGGUUAGAAUUCCUGCACUAUACGUUGCCAUUUUGCCAACUUACGUGGACAAGACAACACAGUGGGUAUCUACUGUAAGAGAUUUCUUUUCCAACAUUAUUGACGCAGGCCUCCGCAGCAUUCCUAUUUUAUCAAGCGGUGUGCUGGUUGACGAGGGCGGGGACCUCUUUACGGAUUUGCUGGAUACAUAUGAACAUGAAUAUGUUCAGUACAGCCAAUCCAGUAGCAAUGGCCUAAGGGAACCAGUGAAGGGUGACUACGACGAUUAUGGUAAUAUGACACCAAUAAGUAUCCAGGACGAGGAAGAAUUGGGCACUUCAACGCUUUCUGCCAUUAGCAACCUCUGGGAUUCUGUACCUGAUAGCGGCACUGUAAGAACAGAUGUGGACGAGUUAAAAUAUAACUUGAAAAAUUCUUCUAGGCAGAAGAUUGCUCAUACUACGCAACGCUAUGAUAAAUUUGAUUUCUCAGAGUUGCAUCACCGGCAUUAA